GAAUUUUAGCAGGAAAUACUCCAUAUUGUAGAUUGUUUCGCCAAAAACAAACAAACUCACUGACUCGGUCCUCACCUUUCUCCAGCACCACCCAAAUGCUCUGCCAUUACAUCGUCUUCAGGCGGCCUUGCGCUGUGAAUUUACCACUUUUCCAGUCACACAUACGCUGUUAUAGUGUCCUGUAGUUCGACUCGCUAGUUCUCACCAGUUUUUGCUUCAUAUUUCCUUGUUUAUCAGCAGGUAGUCGUUCCUCAAUGCUGAAACAUUUAGGUGUAACCCUGCUAUGAAGGGAGACAUGUUGGCAUCUAGUGAUACCUUAUGGAAAUCUGGACUUGAAUUCUCCAUAUUAGGCCAUUUUCCUCUUAAACAACAAGGUAGAUCUUUUAGAAGAAAUGCCCGGUGUGGAUACUCAAAAAUGCCUUGCUGUGGUAUUUGUAAGUCCUGGAUGAUGGGGAGAUGCGGUCCUGUACAUCUCUUCAUUCCACUUCCAUCUAAAGUAAAUUGACAGAUGAAAACAAGCUUGUGAAGUGUUUCAAAAACAGUUCAAACGUUGUGGAGCACAUUCCAAAAGACCUCAUCCAGGAAAAGUUUUCUCAGGAGGAAUCAUAUUUUGUAUCAGGUGAUGUUUUGCUUGAAGAAACUGAUAUUAGCUCACAUUGUAGAAAAAUAAGGAACAGAAUUGUUGAGGAGCCGUGGUUAUUGCAGCCGUCAUUGGUUUCUCAUCAAGCUUCUGAAUCAGAUGCUUCUGGUGCUACUGGUGAUGAUGAUGAAUAUUUAAACAGUCUUCAUAUUGACAGAGAAUCUCAGGUUAACUGUCUCAUUGAACUUGGUACAUCAGAUAAGAGGAACAGUGACUCUCCAGUGACCUCUUACAAAUCAGGUUUUCCUAUUGAGGAGCCCUGGAUGGCUGAAUCGGUGGUCAAUUUUUCCAUUUCUAAUGCCCAUUUGGCACUUGAUAUGCCUACUUGUGAACAACAUGCUAGAAGGAUUGAAGCUCACCAUACAACACACAAUGAGCAUUGUCCAGAAUUCGAGAAGCCAUUGUCUUCUGAAAGUGAUUUAAUUACCAAGGCAGAUUCAGUUACGACGGUUAUAUUAAUAAACUCUUCUGUUUGCACAAUGCAAAGGAUUGCUAUUUUAGAAAAUGGGAGUUUAGUAGAGUUGUUGUUAGAGCCUGUAAAAAACAAGGUGCACUGUGAUAGUGUAUAUCUUGGUGUAGUUACCCAAUUAGCCCCCCAGAUGUGUGGCACGUUUGUAAAUAUUGGCAGCAACCAAACAGCAUUUAUGAACAUCAAGUCCCGGAAAGAGCCGUUCAUAUUUCCUCCUUUUUCACAUGAUAGACAAACCAUUGCCAUCGAGUCUGCCGAAAAUUCAGAUCAUUUUGAAACUGAAACUACUUCAGAUGAAGUUAUAGAGGAGGAUGACACAGAUGAUGAUUCUGUUGAAUAUUCAGAACAUGAUUUUGAGGAGCAAGGAAAUCAUGAUAAGGUUCAUAGUUCUGUAGACAUUGAAGGAAAUGUUGGCCAUGGUGGUGAAACUCAUUUCCAUAGACACCCGUUCAAAAAAAAUGUCCCUCAUCUUGAAUAUAAUAAAAGUAAGUGGGGGCAAGUUCGGAAAGGUACAAAAAUAAUUGUACAAGUUGUUAAGGAAGGACUGGGUAGAAAGGGCCCCACAGUAACUGCUUAUCCACAACUGCGAAGCCGAUUUUGGGUUUUAAAAGCUAGCGGCAACACAAUAGGGAUCUCAAGGAAGAUAUUUGGUGGUGAGCGCACUCGCCUGAAAGUAAUAGCAAAAACCUUACAGCCACCAGGUUUUGGUGUUACUGUAAGAACUGUUGCUGCUGGUCAUUCGUUGGAGGAAUUGAAGAAAGAUUUGGAAGGUUUGGUUUCAACUUGGAAAGUUAUAAUGGAGCAUGCGAAGAGUGCUGCUCUGGCUGCAGAUGAAGGAGUAGACGGAGCAGUUCCUAUUAUGCUUCAUCGGGCUAUGGGUCAAACACUCUCUAUUGUCCAAGAUUAUUUUAAUGACAAGGUUAAGAGUAUGGUGGUUGAUUCUCCAAGGACAUAUCAUGAGGUUAAAAACUAUCUACAAGAAAUAGCUCCUAAUCUAUCUGAUAGAGUUGAGUUAUACAGCAAUAAAGCUCCACUCUUUGACGAAUACAAGAUUGAGGGAGAAAUAGAUAGCAUUCUUAGCAAAAGGGUUUCCCUUUCCAAUGGAGGUUAUCUGGUGAUAGAACAAACAGAGGCAUUAUUCUCUAUUGAUGUCAAUGGUGGUCAUUCUAUGCUUAGGCACGGAACAUCACAAGAGAAAGCUAUUCUUGAAGUGAACCUUGCAGCUGCCAGACAGAUUGCUAGAGAAUUGAGACUGAGAGAUAUUGGUGGUCUUAUUGUUGUGGAUUUCAUAGAUAUGAUGGAUGACUCAAAUAAGAGAUUGGUCUAUGAAGAAAUAAAGAAGGCUGUUGGGAGAGAUAGAUCAACUGUCAGUCUCUCUGAGUUAUCCAGGCAUGGACUUAUGGAAAUCACUAGGAAAAGAGUUCGACCAAGUGUGACAUUUAUGAUCAGCCAGCAAUGCACAUGUUGUUAUGGCACUGGGAGGGUGGAAGCUUUAGAGACUGCCUUUUCCAAGAUUGAACGGGAAAUUUCUCGUUUGAUGUCUAGGAUGGAUGAGAAAGCUGAUCCUGAAGAUCCCAAUUCAUGGCCCAGAUUUAUUCUCAUGGUUGAUCAAUACAUGUGUAACUAUUUAACUGAAGGAAAAAAGACAAAGUUAGCAGUAUUGAGUACCUCUCUCAAAGUCUGGAUUGUAAUAAAGGUAGCUAGAGGUUUCACAAGGGGCACCUUUGAGUUGAAGCCCUUUACAGAUGCUGAUAAAGAGUGCAAUAAGAGUCGCCCUCCCAUACCAGUACUAUCUGCAGAGGUGGCUAGGAGUCUGCCUCAGAAAAAGUUGAAUCUCUUCCCCAUCAAGAAGUGGAAGGCUGGUGGAGGAGGAUGACAGUUGCAUCAUCUUCUCUCCACCCUAAGCAGAGUCCUAAAGCAAAACAAGCACACACAGUCGCAAAGUGUGAGGUAUUGUGUGCUAAUAGAUUCCAACAUCACAGGCAACUUUCAAGAGUGUACUAGGACAUAGGUUCCGACCAGAAACAAACACAUUUCAGUUAGAACCUCAAACUCUACACAUCAUGUGGGUACGAAGAGGAAUUUAUAUUUACUCUUCCGGCAAAUGAAAGAAAGUUUGAUAUCAUUUUAGGAUCAAUUGACAGAAUGAACCAUGAAAGCAUGCAUGGACUUCGCUUCAAUGACCUGGCCUGUCGGUAGUGGUUUCACAAUAUAUAUGUUGCUUGGAACACUUCAAAAGUCAUACUAGUUCCUGCAUAGUGCAUGCUCUAUUACAUAAUGGAAACUCUCCUUCUAGAAUCACUCCUGCGCAGAAUUAAUGUGUCUUCCAAUUUAUAAUUGCUAAUGAUUGUUUUUUGAUUUGCUAGACUUGCAUAAGAAGCUAAUAACCAGCUAUCAGUAUUUUAUCAGCAAGGAGUUCAUGCAAUCAAGUCAACUGAUCUUUGAACCAUUGAUGUACCCAGUUAAGUGUAAUCUGUUGAGCUUGAACAGGCAUUUGCAUGUUUAUUUAUUAAACAUGGUCGCCAACAUCUCACAGUUGUCUAUUCUACUAUUGAUGUCAAUGAUUUUUUUUGUUCUUGGAUUUUGUAUACCCAACAUUUGUCAUGCUUGAAUUUGGUUUUUGAGGUGGAAUAAUGUAAUUAUGUGGAUUGUAAUAAUUGAUAGUAAUGUAAAUAUGAGGGUAGUGUUUAAUUAAAUUGCAGGUUGUUAUACUUAAAUUUAC
Messenger RNA from Cuscuta europaea, 3831 nucleotides. The record is from the annotation of a GenBank genome assembly. NCBI's taxonomy places the organism in Eukaryota, Viridiplantae, Streptophyta, Magnoliopsida, Solanales, Convolvulaceae.